Molecule: messenger RNA, 2400 nt
Organism: Austrofundulus limnaeus
Lineage: Eukaryota; Metazoa; Chordata; Actinopteri; Cyprinodontiformes; Rivulidae
Gene: fkbp9
Product: FKBP prolyl isomerase 9
Cellular component (GO): endoplasmic reticulum
Molecular function (GO): calcium ion binding; peptidyl-prolyl cis-trans isomerase activity
Source: RefSeq, a predicted model, not a curated record
UUUUUUUUUUCCCUUCCUCAAAGUCAGAGAGGAAGUCAAAGUACCGGUGGGGGGAUAGCAGGCGGGUCAGCGCGCACUCAAACCAGCCUUUUACUGCGCCGUUAUCCGUCACAGAAAACCGAUUUUUCCUCGUGAAAAUGAUCACGUGCGUGCAAGGGAUGCUGUCUCUGUCGCUCCUGGUGACGUUCGCCGCCUGCAACGCUCCUCCGGUCCCGUUAGACGACGUCGUCGUGGAGACGACCUUCGUGCCGGAGCAGUGCGCGCGCGCCGUCAAAGUCGGGGACUUCGUCAGGUACCACUACAUCGGCACGUUCCCGGACGGCAAGAAGUUCGAUUCGAGCUACGACCGUGGGAGCACCUACAAUGUGUUCGUUGGCCAGAAGCAGCUGAUUGAAGGGAUGGACAAAGCUCUGGUGGGGAUGUGUGUCAACCAGAGGAGUCUGGUGAAGAUCCCACCCCAGCUCGCCUACGGCAAACGAGGAUACGGUGACAUCAUCCCUCCUGACUCCAUCCUCCACUUUGACGUUCUGCUGCUGGACGUGUGGAACCCGGAGGACGGCGUCCAGAUCAACACGUACCAUUUGCCCCCCGUCUGCUCCAGGAAGGUGGAGGUCUCUGAUUUCGUCCGCUACCAUUACAACGGCACUCUGCUGGACGGGACGCUCUUCGAUUCCAGUCACACUCGCAUGCGCACCUACGACACCUACGUGGGGAUCGGCUGGCUGAUCGCCGGCAUGGACCAGGGGCUUCUGGGAAUGUGCGUYGGAGAGAGGCGCAUCAUCACGAUGCCUCCGUCGCUCGGCUACGGGGAGAACGGAGACGGCAGCGACAUCCCAGGUCAGGCGUCUCUGGUGUUUGACGUUGUUCUUUUGGACCUUCACAACCCCAGAGAUGGAAUCACAGUGACCAAUCAGAUCUUACCGGAGUCCUGCACGAGGAAGACGGUYGUGGGGGACUUUGUGCGUUACCACUACAACGGGAGCCUCCUGGAUGGGACAUUUUUUGAUUCCAGUUACUCCCGAAAUCGAACCUAUGACACRUAUGUGGGUCAGGGUUACAUCAUCGCCGGCAUGGAUGAGGGUCUGAUUGGAGUCUGCGUUGGCGAGAGACGCACCAUCACCAUCCCGCCACACCUCGGCUACGGAGAGGAGGGCACAGGCUCUAAAAUCCCCGGUUCUGCUGUCCUCGUGUUUGACGUCCACAUCAUCGACUUCCACAACCCCUCCGACAGCACGGAGGUCACCGUCACUUACAAGCCGGAGGAGUGUGAGAAGCAAAGCAAAAAGGGCGACUUCAUCAAAUAUCACUACAACGCCUCUCUGUURGACGGAACGCCCAUCGACUCCACCUGAUGAAGUUCCAGGAAGUGCUGUGAUGGUUUUUGACGUUGAGAUGGUGGAGAUGGAGGAGGGACUCCCCGAAGGCUACAUGUUCAUCUGGAACGAGGAGGUGUCGCCGGACCUUUUUGCAGAGAUGGAUAAAGACAAGAACAAUCAGGUGGAGCCGUCAGAGUUUACCGACUACAUCAUACAGCAGGUAAAGGAGGGUAAAGGCCGCCUGGCUCCCGGCUUCGACCCCUACCGCAUCAUCGACAACAUGUUCUCCAAUCAGGACCGCAACGGAGACGGAAUCAUCACCGAGGCAGAGUUCAAACUCAAGGCAGACGAAGCUGCGAGUCAUGAUGAACUAUGACGGAACUGGGGGGGAUAGGAAAAUGGGGUAGAAACGGGAGGGGGAGGGGUUUAGCUUCUUUUAUGUUGUGGACUAAUCUGAUGAUCAAAAGAGGUCAAGACGAAGGAGAGAAAGGGGGGGCGGGUCUAGGGAUGUAAAAGAUAAAUUAGGUAGAAAAACUUUAACUAGAGGACUGUGAUGGCAGCAACUUUUUUUACCUCCUUGUUCAUCAAGUCCUUGUUUUAUUUUAUUUUGAAGGGUAUGAAAGCACUCCUGUGUGAACGAACACCUUAAACCCCAUUCAUUUGACUUUUUCCGUGUUACUGUUCAACUUUUUGAUGUUUGACUGACGUCUUCCAGGAUUAUUGAGACAUGAGUAUGAAGACACAGAGCAGAAAAAAAAGCUGUUUUGUUUCUGUGGAUUCACACUUCCCACAGUUUUUGAUUUGUGUUUACUGCUGAUCGGAAUCCUCCACGUGACACUGGAAGGCCUGAUGUCUUCACGUGUUGUCAGGGCUUUAAAAUCCUUUCGGUCGCUUGUUUUUGGCUCCAGAUCUCAGCCGCAGGUGAAAAUGUGGUGCGUGCUACACUUGUUGUGUCUUCAUGUGUAUGUGUGUGAAAGAGAAAUUUAUGUGUGAUUCUUUCUUUUUUAUCAUAUUGUAUUCACAAAAAAGCUUUUGAUUGUGCCUUCUUGAAAGUUCCUCCAAUUAAAUGACCCUACCUGAAUUA